This is a messenger RNA of Spirometra erinaceieuropaei, 1654 nucleotides long. The record is from the annotation of a GenBank genome assembly. Lineage: Eukaryota; Metazoa; Platyhelminthes; Cestoda; Diphyllobothriidea; Diphyllobothriidae.
AUGAUGGAAAAGUACUCGUCAGAUUUGGAAUCUCAAGUGAGAGAGCGGACGCUGGAACUUGAGGAGGAGAAAGCAAAAACAGAAGAACUAAUCGCAAAAAUGCUGCCACUGUGAGUUUACUAGAAGCCACUUUUGAAACACCAAAGGCUAAUUUUCCGUCGAAAGAUGGAAAUAUUUAGACUUAUUCAUGCCUUAAUGAACUCUUAUCCUGUAUUUACUGUGCACUGAUGAUAAAGUCAUGAUGACGCGAAUAGGAUCAGGCGGCAGAUAUCCAGCGAUGAAGGUGGUUACGAAGCAACAAGGUCUUGGCACUUAGGAAACUUAAAAACGCACAUGAAGGAAGUUUCAAAUACUUUCAUCUACCAUCGAUUUCAGUGGUCAGAACAUGAAUACAAAAGUUGUGAAGAAGAUAUUGCUUUUGGCCUGGCUCUUCAAGCUGGACAGAAUAAAUGAGCCUUUCUGCAAGAAAAAAUGACAAUUAAAUGUCUCGUCCUAGAGGCCAUAGAAAACUGCCAAUGACAUUAUUAGAUUUUGAACGACUCUGGUUAAAUUAAGUAGGCGUCAAAAACCUCAUAACGAUGUCUAACUCGCCAUAUUUAAUGAACAAACCCCCGCAGUUCAGCGAUCGUGUGUUAAACUUUAAAAGGUGUCGAUCUAGUUUAUUCUCGAAUACGAGCAACUGCAUUUGUAGAUUUAAGUAAUACGUACACAAUUAUGUAGAACCGAGAGAUUGUCGAAUUUCAUAGCAGUAGAACAUCAUACUUCGUUAAGCUAUACUGCCAAUAUGCGGAACAUCAAAUAUUACUUAAUUUAAAAUAACGUGGUGGGAUAGUUAGGCAAAGCAGCAGAAACUAUACCGUAAUUUGUGAACAUAAUCAAAGUCCCCGUACUACCGGGUACUAUCGGGUAACAAUUUGGUCACGGGGUAUCUCAUUAUCCCCGUUUUUCCUUUUGCAAACAUUUAAAAUAGACCUUAUUUGCUAUGCCACAGAUCUGUUGCACAGGCGCUGAUAGCUGGCAACACUGUGGCCCCAGAAGCCUUUGACGAGGUCACAAUCUACUUCAGUGACAUCGUUGGCUUCACAGCUAUUUCAGCCUGGUCUACACCUCUGCAAAUCGUUGAUCUACUCAAUGCCCUCUAUUCCACCUUCGACUCAACAAUUGCAAAGUUCGACGUCUACAAGGUACCUUGAACGCAAUCUAGCAUAGACAACAGACUAGUUUCUUCUUUGUGCAAGUAGAAAUAUGUUUGCUGAUUUCAGUACUCCACAAUUUUCAAAAGCCCUUUCAAAAGUCCCUUCAUUGAGGGUAGUUGAUUACGUUAGAAGUCCUUAGAAAUUAUAUAAAAAGGGAGAAAAUAGACCGACUAGCGAAAAGUAUUUCAAAGAGAUAGCUCCCCAAUACCACAUUUCCUUUCUCAUCUACGAAUUGAUGUUUCGGUACCUUUCUUGCAUUUCAGGUCGAAACCAUAGGUGAUGCGUACAUGGUGGCCUCGGGACUACCAAUCCGAAACGACAGACGGCACGCUGGUGAAAUUGCCACAAUGGCUCUGGAACUACUCAGUGUGGUUGGAACAUUUGUCAUUCCACACAUGCCACAGAUUCCCAUUUUGCUCCGCAUUGGAAUACACUCUGGUAACUGGCACUGCGCUUAG